Messenger RNA from Symbiodinium necroappetens, 963 nucleotides. NCBI's taxonomy places the organism in Eukaryota, Dinophyceae, Suessiales, Symbiodiniaceae. The record is from the annotation of a GenBank genome assembly.
AUGACGCACAAGAUCAUCAUCGACACCGAUCCCGGUGUCGAUGACGCGGCAGCCCUGUUGUUCGCCCACAAUCAUCCCGAGAUCGACCUGGUCGGCAUCACGACGAUUUUCGGAAAUGCCGAUAUCGAUAACGUGACAGCCAACGCCCUGUUCCUAAAGCAGCAUUUCGGCAUCGCCGCUCCGGUGGCGCGUGGCGCCAGCCGGGCGCUCGCCCGCGCCAACGGCCCCAGCCCGACCCAUGUUCACGGCAGCAACGGGCUGGGCGAUAUCGCAAGAAGCGAUGGCGCUGCCGGGGCCAUCGAUCCCCGUCCGGCUCAUCGGUUCAUCACCGAUUGUAUUGAGGACAAUCCCGGCGAAAUCACACUCGUGGCCGUGGGGCGUCUCACCAAUCUGGCGCUGGCCCUCAACCAUGCACCCCAGAUUGCGGCGCUGGUCAAGGGCGUGGUGAUCAUGGGAGGCGCUUUCUCGACAGCGGGUCCUAACGGCAACGUCACGCCGGUGGCGGAGGCCAACAUCAUAGGUGACCCCGAGGCGGCCGAUCAGGUUUUUUCCGCUGAUUGGCCGCUUACAGCGAUCGGCCUCGACGUCACGCGUCAGGUAAUUCUAUCUCGCGAAGAUGUAGCCGAGUUGGCCCAAGCCGGUCCGAGCCAGGCAUUGCUGGCUCGUCUGACCCAAGGCUACCUCGACUACCAUGCACGCCUUGGCAUCGAUGGAUGCUAUGUCCACGAUUCCUCUGCACUAGGCUAUUUGGUCCGACCCGACCUUUUCCAAAUGCAGUCCGGGCCAGUGAGGGUUGCCUGCGACGGCGUUGCGCGGGGCCAGACCAUCAUGGCCGACAUUCAUACGCCUUACCCUCCCAAUAGAUGGGACGAUCGUCCACACAUAUCCGCCGCUGUCGGCGUGGAUGCACGGGCAAUGCGAGCGCUCGUUCUUGAGGUACUCGGGAUCUCCGACCAGGCCUGA